UUCAUCAUUCAACUUCAUUUUUGUCUCUCAUCUCUUCUUUUCAGUUUUCACUCUCAACUUCUCUCACUCAAUCUCGACACCUAUAAUUCAUUGAUCGAAGCAUUUCAAAAUCAAGUAUUUAUGGUAUAUAAUUUAAGUGUACAAUUUGGUUUAUGAAAUUUGAUCAUUAAGCUAAUUAGCUUGUUUAAUUAAUUUGUCAAAUAUAUAUAAUGGAAUCAUGUGUGCCUCCUGGAUUCCGAUUCCAUCCUAGGGAUGAUGAACUUGUGGGUUAUUAUCUUAUGAAGAAGGUUGCCAAUCAAAAGAUCGAUCUUGAUGUUAUUCGAGAUAUCGAUUUAUAUAGGAUUGAACCUUGGGAUCUCCAAGAGAAAUGUCGGAUCGGAUACGAGGAGCCGAACGAGUGGUACUUCUUCAGCCACAAGGAUAAAAAGUACCCGACGGGGACGAGGACGAACCGGGCCACCAUGGCAGGGUUUUGGAAGGCUACAGGGAGAGAUAAAGCUGUGUAUGAUAAGGGUUUUAAGCUAAUUGGAAUGAGAAAAACCCUAGUUUAUUACAAAGGAAGGGCUCCUAAUGGCCAGAAAUCUGAUUGGAUUAUGCAUGAAUAUCGACUUGAAACUGAUGAGAAUGGACCUCCUCAGGCAAAAGGAUGGGUAGUAUGUCGAGCAUUCAAGAAGAAAACAACCAUACAAUCAAAGACCAUGGAAAGAUGGGAUUCAUCAUCUUCUUCACCAAGCUGUAUGUUAUAUGAUCAUGAACCAAGUGGUAUAAGCUCAGUAAUAGAUCCAAUAAUAAUCCAUAACAAUGGCGAAUUUGCUAUGCAAAGAAACCGCCUCUUACAUAAGAAAUCGCUAUGCAAGGAAGAAAGUCUUGAUCAAUCAUGGAUUAACUUCAUGCAUUCAACUUCCUCAUUAGAUGAUAGUUUCCUACAACUUCCUCAACUAGAGAGCCCGUCGUCUCAACCACCGUUCUUAAAGCGAGUAUGCACCACCACCGCCACCGCCACCACCGCCGUCACCACCACCAGCCAGGAUUGGAGGGAGCUAGACCAGUUUGUGGCUUCACAACUAAGUGAGGAUGCAUUGUUGCUCUUGCAUGGAAGUAAUAAUGAGAGGGAAGAGUUAGAGGAGGUAAUUGAUGCAGGGAAGUUAAUUAAUGAGUUCUUGAGUGAUAAUGAUAAUAAUUAUAGUAAUAAUAAUAUUGGGUUAUGCAUAUUUGACAAAUUGAAUCAAGAUAUCAUAUGAAUGAAAGUUAAUUAAUAAAACCAGAAUUUAAUUACAUCAUUGUUAAGUUCUACUACUUAAUUAGCUAGCUUAUUUCUUGCUAGCUAAGUGUAUGUGGCCGGAUAUAUAAUGCAUGUGAAAAAUAUAUAUACAUGAAUAUUACGUGUGUUUAUUGUA
Messenger RNA from Spinacia oleracea (spinach), 1397 nucleotides. Its product is annotated as NAC domain-containing protein 105. Gene Ontology annotation, biological process: regulation of DNA-templated transcription. Bases 210 to 1241 code for a protein of 343 amino acids. The record is from RefSeq and is a predicted model, not a curated record. The transcript is spliced from 3 exons. Gene Ontology annotation, molecular function: DNA binding. Lineage: Eukaryota; Viridiplantae; Streptophyta; Magnoliopsida; Caryophyllales; Amaranthaceae.